Molecule: messenger RNA, 2817 nt
Organism: Heterobasidion irregulare TC 32-1
Lineage: Eukaryota; Fungi; Basidiomycota; Agaricomycetes; Russulales; Bondarzewiaceae
Exons: 16
Coding region: 1-2817 (938 amino acids)
Biological process (GO): rRNA processing
Cellular component (GO): Pwp2p-containing subcomplex of 90S preribosome; small-subunit processome
Molecular function (GO): protein binding
Source: RefSeq, a predicted model, not a curated record
AUGGUAGGCGUUGUUGCUGCCGAGUCUGAGGCUCGUAGUCCUCCUCCUCGCAAACGUAUCCGCCCACUCUCUUCUCACCCAUCCGACGACGCCGAACGUCAGAAAUCAAGCAGCCCCCGUCUUUUUGCACCCUUCCGGGCCCUUGGUCUCGUCACAAACCACGUUCCAUUUGCUCUUCAGACACGUUCAUUCAAAGGAUCCACAGACGGGCCUCGUAUCCAUCUCCUAACAUGCAUUGGAAGGUCAUGGGUGUUAUGGGAAGGUGGGAAGAUGGGAUUGUUAUUUGUUGGUCCUGAUACCGCUGAGCCAAUAUCAGCUAUGGCCAUGGAUGGGGAUGCCGUUUGGGCCGCUGCCGGACCCCGCGUGCUGAAGUAUGUCCGAGGCAAAGAGAUAUUACGGUUAAACAAUCCGCUGGGAGCCCACAUAGCGUCUAUCCUCGUGUUUGGAUCACAACUACUGGCUUUGACGGAAGACGGAGGGCGCUUGCUAAUGUGGGAUACCUCAAAAGAGGAAUUCCAAACACAAAUUCAAUUUGAGGCAGGCUUCGUUGCAACUCAUAUGAUGCAUCCUGCCACAUAUUUAAACAAAAUCAUUGUAGCGAGCAGCAACGGUAGUUUGCAGAUGUGGAAUAUACGGACUCAAACAUGUAUCCAUAAGUUUCUACAUAACAAUCUUUUAGCUUCCUCCACAUCGAAUGCAGCAACGGCCAUCACGGCUCUCGCACAGUCUCCUGCAAUCGACGUUGUUGGUAUCGGUUUUACCUCCGGCGAAAUUUCGAUAUACGACAUUCGUGCCAAUGAGGGGUUUAUGCGAAUUUUCAUGCGAGAGGGCGGUAUUAGGGCUUUGAGUUUUAGGACUGACGGGCACCCUGUGCUGGCCUCGGCAUCAGAAACCGGGCACAUAUCCCUUUGGGAUCUCAGCGCAAAAGGCCGCCUUCUGCAUACUGUGCGAGGUGCACAUGAUGGCGGGAUCACUGCGUUGGAGUGGGUACCUGGCCAGCCAGUACUUGUCAGCUCGGGAGAAGACAACAGCGUGAAGCAAUGGCUUUUUGACUCACCGACAUCUGCUCCUCGGUUGCUCAAAUAUCGAUCUGGCCAUAAUGCCCCUCCGCACCUUAUUCGGUUUUACGGAGAGGAUGGUAAACAGUUGUUGACUGCCUCAAGGGAUCGUAGUCUUCGAUGUACCUCCCUUGUUCGAGACUCGCGAUCAUUCGAAUUAUCCCAAGGCUCGUUGACGAAAAAGGCAUCCACACUAUCUGUACCCGUCGCUUCCUUGAAGCUCCCCCUUAUCACCUCUUUAUCUUAUUCCACGACUAGAUGGAAGGACUGGGACGAUAUCAUGACAGCACAUACAGGAGAAACCUUUGCCAGAACGUGGAGUAUGCUGCACAAGAAAAAAGGAAACCAUGCUCUUGGGCUUGGGAGUACUGAAAAGGGCAAGCCAGUUGGCUCUGUCAAGGCUGUAUGCGUAUCUGCGUGUGGCAAUUUCGGCAUUGCGAGUUCUUCUACAGGUGCUAUCACUAUGUGGAAUAUGCAGUCUGGCAUGCAGCGUAAAGUAUUUAGCAUCGGACCAUAUCCUGACGAAAGGAGCAUCACUGGUCUUGCCACCGAUGCACUGAAUCGUAUUCUGAUUGCGAGUACGCUGGACGGAACUAUCAACUUUUUUGAUUUCCAUACCACGGCUCUAGAAAAAACGUUGGUCCUACCAAGCGCUGCUGUAUCUAUUACUUUGCACAGGGACAGCGGUCUGCUCGCUGUCAUAUGUGAUGACUUGGCAGUUCGACUCGUCGAUAUUGAAACUCGUAGAAUAGUUCGAGAGUUUGGUGGAUUUGGUGGACGCGUGUUGGACAUGACGUUCUCCCCCGACUCAAGAUGGGUUAUCACCACAUCGUUGGACUCUAUCAUCCGGACGUUUGACAUACCGACUGGGCACCUCAUCGAUGCCUUCCGAACAUCCAGUGUGGCAACAAGCGUGUCAUUUUCACCUGCUAGUGAUUUCUUGGCCACAGCCCAUGUGGACAGCGUUGGCGUGUUUCUGUGGGCGAAUCGCGCGCAGUACUCGGAUUUCUCAUUCCACAACAUCACCGAAGAGGACACUGCAGAUAUUGCUCUUCCAACGAUGCAGGCAUCUACUGACGACAAUGACACGCUGGAGUUGUUGUCUGCACUCACGGUGGAAGACCAGCAUCAAACCCACUUCACUACACCUCAAGACCUCGAUGGUGAUCUCGUUACCCUCACGCUUCUGCCCCGUUCGCGAUGGCAAUCAUUGUUGAAUCUGGAAGUUAUUCAGCAACGUAACAAACCAAAAGAGCCACCGAAGCCCCCAGAACAGGCUCCCUUUUUUCUGCCGACCCUCCCAGGCAUCGAACACAGAUUCGAGAUACAGCAGAAGGAUACAAAGGCUGACCAACGUACUCGAAGGCUCGAGAAGGCCACAGCAGAAUCCGAGAGCGUCUUCUUCAAGCGACUCUCGGAAGCUGACAAGGACAGCGAUUACGACGCUUUUUUCAGCUAUGCAAAAUCACUUUCUGCAGCAGCCGUGGAUCUCGAACUUCGAUCUCUUGUUUCCCUCGACUCACUACAGGCAUUCCUCCAUGCACUCAGCCAACGGCUGCGUUCGCAUCGUGAUUUCGAAGCUGUGCAGACGUACCUGAACGUUUUCCUGCGUAUGCAUGGAGAUGUCAUGGUCGCCAAUGUUACAUUACGAGCUGAAUUGCAGAAGCUGUUGGGGAUACAGAAGCGGGAGAGCGGCCGCGUUCUAGAGCUGAUUGCGGCGUCACUGGGCACACUAGCAUUUGUUAGAGAUACGUUGUAG